AAAGAGCGAGAGAGGAUAGUGAAAUAAAGGAAGAUGGUGGGCUCAGGUUCAGCAGAUAGGAGCAAAGAUGCUGUUGGGAUGAUGGCCCUUCACGAAGCACUUCGAACCGUUUGUCUCAACUCGGACUGGACUUACUCUGUUUUCUGGACCAUCCGUCCUCGCCCGAGAGUGAGGGGCGGUAAUGGUUGCAAGGUUGGAGAUGAUAACGGCAGCUUGAUGCUGAUGUGGGAAGAUGGAUUUUGCAAAGGAAGAGUUGCAGAUUGUUUGGAAGAGAUUGAUGGAGAAGAUCCAGUGCGGAAAGCUUUCAGCAAAAUGUCCAUUCAAUUAUAUAAUUAUGGAGAAGGGUUGAUGGGAAAAGUUGCAUCAGAUAAGUGUCAUAAAUGGGUAUUCAAAGAACCAACGGAAUGUGAACCCAAUAUCUCCAAUUACUGGCAGAGUUCCUUUGAUGCUCUUCCUCCUGAAUGGACUGAUCAAUUUGAUUCAGGCAUUCAGACUAUUGCUGUGAUUCAAGCUGGCCAUGGUCUUCUCCAGUUAGGUUCCUGCAAGAUUAUACCCGAAGACCUUCAUUUUGUGCUGAGAAUGAGGCAUACCUUUGAAUCUCUUGGAUACCAAUCUGGUUUCUAUCUGUCUCAGUUGUUUUCAUUGAACAGAAAUGGUUCGUCUAAGCAGUCCACCGUUCCAACGCUGCCACCUCCUCCGCUCUUCAAUUGGAGCCAGCGGCCACUUCCGACAGCAACUAAUCCGACGCUUGCUUCGCCUAAUUUUCAGAACCCGGCUAGACUUGGAUUUCAGCAACCCAAAGACGAAACCCACAUGUUCCUACUGCCACGUUCGUCCGAAACCCGAAUGGAAGACAUGAUGGUUGAGCAUGAAAACGACAUCAAAUGGCCUAAUGGCUUGAGUUUCUUCAGUGCUCUCACCGGACGAACCGAAGACGCCAAGUUUUUAUUCAACUCUGAGAGCUUAGGGAACAAACCAGAAACAAACCAUCACCCACAAAUACUCGAAGGAAAAGACUCGAAUCAAAAUUCAGAUAGCUUGGAUAGUCAUCCGGUGAAUAUGAGGAAGAUGGAUAAGUUAAAGAACUUUACGAUACCCGCAAGGAUGGCAACGUCUUCAUCGUCGACUUCAGUCGAGCAUCAUCAGCACCAACCCGGGGAGUAUAGGAACUCCGAGCCCGGGAUGUACACGGAUGUCAUGGAAACGUUCUUGGAAUGAAAUGUAGAAGGAUUAGGGUUUGUUUUUCUCCCAUAUAAAUGUCUCUUUAAUCCACUAAAACUGGACUUUCUAAUC
This is a messenger RNA of Hibiscus syriacus, 1293 nucleotides long. Its product is annotated as protein RICE SALT SENSITIVE 3-like. The transcript is spliced from 9 exons. NCBI's taxonomy places the organism in Eukaryota, Viridiplantae, Streptophyta, Magnoliopsida, Malvales, Malvaceae. The record is from RefSeq and is a predicted model, not a curated record. Bases 34 to 1218 code for a protein of 394 amino acids.